Abrus precatorius (Indian licorice) is the source of this 492-nucleotide messenger RNA. Its product is annotated as DNA repair RAD52-like protein 2, chloroplastic. Gene Ontology annotation, molecular function: DNA binding. The annotation marks the transcript as partial. The transcript has 3 exons. Gene Ontology annotation, biological process: double-strand break repair via homologous recombination. The record is from RefSeq and is a predicted model, not a curated record. Lineage: Eukaryota; Viridiplantae; Streptophyta; Magnoliopsida; Fabales; Fabaceae.
GUCAGAUUUGAUAUAAACUUGGUCUUAGACUGUCUCAAUGCAGCAAUUGGGGAUCUGAUCUGAGACUGAGGUGGGUGAGGUCGGGCGAUGGCUUUCGCGGUUAUGCCUAAGAUGAUUUUGGGCUCAUUCUACAGCCAAAACCGGAAGGAAGGUUUUGAACCAGGGUUGAGGAAAAGGAAUAUUGGGAUAACGGAUCGCCUGUGUACCCUGUCCCUCAAGUGUGCUCUCGAGCGAAGCAGCAGCAGCAGCGAUGGAAAGAAAGGAGGCGUAUCGAAUUCCAAUUACGUGGUGCCGCUGGACAAUUCAUCUCCUUUCUCAAACUCAUCCUGCAUAACUCGUCCUUUAGCCGAGAUACUCCGAGACCUCAAUAAAAGAAUCCCCGAUAAUAUCGUCAAAUCUCAUGUCCCAGGCGAUCCUUCGGCUUCUACCUUUAUCCCCUGGUAUCAUGCCAACAGGAUGUUGAGCUUUUACGCCCCAGGAUGGUGUGGAGAG